AUGGCCCCAACUGGUACAGAGGCCAAUAAUAACUUUUAUAAAGGUGCGAGUUCAGGACCAGGUGCCGCCUUGGCUCGCUUCCUCGAUCUACGUCUACUCGACAUCGACCGCCCCUUAUCGCCCUCACCGGCAUGCUCACCAAAACUCACAAUGCCACGAGUAUGCUGUGACGACGACCUGUCCAACAUCACGACCUCGCUUUCGCCCACCGCCUUCGAGUUACCAGUUCCCAAGGACGACCCGCUGUUGCCUCGCGCGUGUGGCCAAGGAAUAAGAUUAAAGCGCGUGGUAUAAAGCCCCGCUCCUGGAUACCCGUUGCAAGCCAUCCUCGGCAUAUCAGAUUCAUCGUCAGGAGACAAAAGUCCUACUUGGGACUGCGGCGGAGCGCUCAUCACAAGCCGCCACGUCCUCACAGCCGCUCACUGCGUUGCCAAUGAGAACGCAAAGGGCAGAAAGCUGAAGUGGGCCGUGCGUCUGGGCGAAUUCAACCUUACUACAAGGAUAGACUGUCUCAUAGGCCUUUGUCUCUUGCCUCACGAAGACUUCUUACCCGAAGCCGUGAUCAUCCACCCCCACUACGGCACUCCAUCUCCUCGAUCCAAUGACCUUGCCCUUAUAAAACUCGACAGAGAAGUUGUCAAUCGACUCGGUGUUUCCCCUGUCUGCCUACCCCCCGAGGACCUGCAGCUGGAGUCCUACUAUCGCUACGGUCAGCUGGAGACGCCUGGGUGGGGCACCGUGGGAUUUCGAGGACCAGCUUCCAAGGAGUUGCAAAGCGGUUCCGUUUCACUCGUGAGCCUCAGCCUGUGCCAAGGGCGUGAGGCGCUGGAGGAAGUGGUAUUCGUCGAAGGAAAGCCUACUGCCUUUGGUGACCCUUGUUUUGGAGACACGGGAGGUCCCUUGACAACAGAGUUUGGGCCGAACACAUUGAUUGGUAUACACGCAUUCGGCAAUGUGUGUGGGACUGGCUUUGCUACACAACAUCCAAAUACACUAACUGUGGAUCAUAAGAGAACAUCAGCAAGAGACAUUGUUACUAAACACUGUCUGAAACAGCUGGUCAACAAAUCCAAAUGUCUCGUUACUGUUGCGAGACAUGAUUUAACACCCACGCCCAGACCAAGGUACUUUGUUGAACUGUAUCGGACAAAACAAAAGCAUCGUUGCGCAAUUGCUUCGAUACAAUGUAUCUCGGCCUGA
Penaeus monodon (black tiger shrimp) is the source of this 1200-nucleotide messenger RNA. RefSeq names its product venom protease-like. Lineage: Eukaryota; Metazoa; Arthropoda; Malacostraca; Decapoda; Penaeidae. The record is from RefSeq and is a predicted model, not a curated record. Gene Ontology annotation, biological process: proteolysis. Gene Ontology annotation, molecular function: serine-type endopeptidase activity.